AUGGUGAAUUUGAGCAAGCAGACCAAGUCAGAUGACACGCGUAUCAUCGUGCGCAACCGUGUCUAUCCUGACCGAGGCGCUAUUUUCAAGCUCUACUCCUGGAAGCGAGCCCUCAACAGUCAAUGCGGCUUUUCCACUAGGCGCCACCGGAUCAGGUGUAAACUCUCGUUGAGCGAAGGCUCACAGCAGCUUAUCUAUGUUUCCUGUGAGAAGCAGUUUGUCGCUGCUAUUGAUAUGAUGUCGAAGAACGGGGCUGAUCUGGAAUUCGAGCUUGUUCACAAAUUCGAAUGGUUGCAUGAGAAGAUAAACAUCUUUACGAAUGGAGGCCGACGGCCGUCGUGUGGAUCUGACUUUUCUGGUACUUUUGAGAAAAGCGAGCUUGAUUGA
This is a messenger RNA of Aspergillus bombycis, 387 nucleotides long. RefSeq lists its product as uncharacterized. The transcript has 3 exons. The record is from RefSeq and is a predicted model, not a curated record. The coding region runs from base 1 to 387 and encodes 128 amino acids. Lineage: Eukaryota; Fungi; Ascomycota; Eurotiomycetes; Eurotiales; Aspergillaceae.